AUGACCAAGCGCGUCUGCCAGCGUGCCACGUCGCCAAGACUGCCAUGCGUCGUGCUGCAUGGCAUCCUCGCCAUGCUGAAGGAUGGGCGCGACGUGGCUGCCCUCCUUGCAGCGCUGCCAGCCGAGAUGCUCUCGCCCGAGCUCGUUGCGCUCCGCGACCUCAGCGCCGUCGUCGACCUCGCCGACCACUGGCCGGUCGUGCAUGUCACCACGAUACCGAUCGAGCACACACGCCUUGGUAUUGCCGCGCUACCUGCAUUCGCCGGUAUCUACGUGGAUCCUGGCAUCGCCGCCGUCGCGUGGCUGGACGCGACCUUGCCGCCGAGGAUGCCACUGACGCUGGCCGUGGAUCCUUCUGUGCUCGGCACGCAAAGCGCCUUUGCCUAUGCGUGGGGCGACCGUGUCACGACCGUCAUUGUCCACGGUCAUGACAUACAGCCCGACGCGAUUCCGGACCUCCUUGGACGCUGCGUCAACGUCUAG
This is a messenger RNA of Saprolegnia parasitica CBS 223.65, 483 nucleotides long. RefSeq lists its product as hypothetical. The transcript has a single exon. NCBI's taxonomy places the organism in Eukaryota, Oomycota, Saprolegniomycetes, Saprolegniales, Saprolegniaceae. Bases 1 to 483 code for a protein of 160 amino acids. The record is from RefSeq and is a predicted model, not a curated record.